This is a messenger RNA of Porites evermanni, 1403 nucleotides long. NCBI's taxonomy places the organism in Eukaryota, Metazoa, Cnidaria, Anthozoa, Scleractinia, Poritidae. The record is from the annotation of a GenBank genome assembly.
AUGACUGACGUAUGCUGUGUUAGGAGUGGCGUCAAACAUCAGACACGUGCCGUUGUCUUUAAGCGCAAUAAACACACUACGGUCAGUCGACGAAUGGAGGCGGCAGGUUCUACUCCCACCAAGUCGUUUUCUAGAUUAUCUUUCAUCCCCAAAUCGAAGAAAUUGAUUUGCUUACUGUAUGGAGAGCAUAUUGACAACGCAGACAGGCAAAGAAAGCUUUUUGACUGUGGAGUGAAGACACAGGUCUGCAUCAACCUUGAUAGGAUCUUCGCUCUUGGUUCACGUAACCUAAGAUCAUGCCCAAUUUUAGCAGCUUUCAUACAUUCUCUCUCACGUGGUCGCACUCAAAUGGAGCCUAAUACAGUCUCUCACGGCAGUGCUGCUGCGGCCAGAUUUUGGCCGCAACGCUGAUUAGUCCUUAGAACAAUGCCAGACGAUCUGAUUGGCUGUCGGAAUGACAGGAAGUAGAAAGCAAUAAAAUCCUGGCUAGUAGUCAUAGAGGGUCAGGAUUAAGUCCCGUUGGUGCCUUCCCCUGCCUUCCGUAUGCCUUCUUUUUAUUAAUAUGUGUAAGUGUCUUCCUGCUUUCUAAUUUAGUGCCUUCCUGCAUACUAGUGUAGUGCCUUCCGUGUGCCUUCCUGCAUACUAAUUCGGUAUAGGUUUAUUAAUGAGUGUCUCCCUUAUACAAUAGGUACAAUAGGCUUGCCCAGGCUUUCCCGGUCUCUUUUAACCCCGAUUGGAUCAUGUACUCUCUAUUAUGUCUUCAAAAUAAAAGCGCGCUCGCCUUUCAGAAUUUCAUUCUUGUAAGUUCAGUUUGCUCGGAAAAAAGUAUUACUAUCACCAAUAUUUUUUAAAACAUCGCUCCAAACGUGCAAGUCGAAUCGAGCGCUACACCUCUGCUGACAGAAGAUAAAGCGAGUUCCUUACCUGGUCAGUUCUGCCCGUUUCAUUGCCGCUCAACGUUGGAAUUGGUAGAAAAAGGGAAAGGAUUGUGCUAUUUAUACUGCCCUAAGAAAAUGUGCUUUAUUUUUGCCCCUGCUUCAGAAUGGAAAGAGGACAUAGAGUGGAUCGCGCUUCAUUCACACUCUGGUGAGAAAAAACGUGCAGCUUUGUUGGUAUUUGAUUGUUCUAACAAGCUAGCAUUGCGAAAAAGUAAACAGCCUUGGAGCAAGAAUCGUAUGUUUCUGACAUGCUACAAAAAGGAGGGUAACUUUUUCAUGUGGAUAGACCAGGCAAUAUCGCAUGGUAUCAAGGAGCAGCUAUCGUAUUCACCUCAGCCACAGGUCGCAAGAUUCCAUCCUUAUGAAGAGGUAAAGGAGAUGUUGAGAAACGACACCAAGAAGCUAAACAAAAAGCAUCUAUUCAACACCAGCGUCAUACACGCGAAGAUGACGAACAGUUUUUAA